Messenger RNA from Styela clava, 1833 nucleotides. RefSeq names its product leucine-rich repeat-containing protein 57-like. Gene Ontology annotation, cellular component: cytoplasm. The record is from RefSeq and is a predicted model, not a curated record. Gene Ontology annotation, molecular function: protein binding. Lineage: Eukaryota; Metazoa; Chordata; Ascidiacea; Stolidobranchia; Styelidae.
AGAUUAAGGCCUGGUUUAAAUAAAGCUGUUUUCAGUGACCGAAUUACAGUAUUGGGAAGAGAUUCAUAAUAAAGGUUGAAAUUGGAGGUCAAAAUAAAAUUUCUAAGCUUACUAACUCAUUAAUAUUUUAGCUUUUACUGUUUUGCCUAUCUCAGUAAUUUAUUCAUAUGUAAUCUUGGUCAUGGGCAAUCAAAAUUCAGUAAAAAAACACAUCGAACAUGCUGAAAGGACUGGAGUAUGUCAACUCAGUAGCAUGGGAUUGGAUGAAUUUCCUGCUCAACUCCUGGGGUUAUCAAGUAAAUUGAGAACUUUGGAUUUAUCAAGUAAUAAACUCCGUGGACUACCAGAAGCAAUUGGGAAUUUUGCAGUGCUGAAAAGCAUCAUCUUGAAUUCCAAUUCACUGAGCAUCUUAUGUGAUGGCAUAUGCAAGUUACGAAAGUUGGAAAGUCUUUCCAUUUCACACAAUCGACUUGUAUCACUUCCUCCUGAUAUAGGAAAAAUAACAAGCUUGAAAGUUAUAAAUUUACAAGGGAAUAAACUUGGGGACAUUCCCGUUGGUUUGACUCAACUAAAACACCUUGAUUCUCUUAAUUUAUCACAUAAUUCAAUCAAAAGAAUACCCGAUGAAAUGAAAGAUCUUCAAGCUGUCGAACUCAAUCUUAAUCAAAAUCAGAUCUCUUCAAUACCAGAAUGUUUGCAUCAAUGUCCGAGAUUAAAAGUUUUGAGAUUCGAAGAAAAUUGUGUGCCCCUGAAUGCAGUUCCUGAAAAACUAUUAACAGAAUCCAAAAUUUCUCUUCUCGCUUUUGAUGGUAAUUUGUUUGAUCAAAAAACAUUUCAAGAUGCUCCUGGUUAUGGCAAAUAUAUGGAAAGAUAUACUGCAACUAAAAAGAAAUUUGACUGAAAAAGAUGAAAUGCAAUAUCAUAGUCUCUAUAUGACUGUUCAUUGAUUCAGAUUAUGGAUUGAGCAAUUGAGUCUUGUAGGAGGCUGUUGUUUAUAUAAAAUUUAUCAUUCAUUUGUUAUCAAGUCAGAAUGUUUAUUAUCUCAUGUUAAUUUAUGUAGAAUGUUUUUAAGUAUUAAUAAUUUAAUAUAAUCAAUCAUUUAAUUUACGAAUGUUACCGAACCCCGAUUCAAAACUGAAGAUAAAAUUUAUAUAGAGAAUCGAUUUUGAUAAAAUAUGAAACUAACAAAUUCGAAUUUCUACAAGAUUAAAAUGAGAGGAUGACAAAACAUGAAAUUAUCUUCAAUUUCUCCUUUAGUAUCUAUUCAAUAAUGAGACAGCUCGUGCAUGGAGGAUUUUUGGAUUCCUCUCUGUUGCGGGAUGAUUCAUGCAUGUAACUGACUUACUCUACUUUCAAAGUUCGUACAUAGCAACAAUUACCUGAUAAGUAUCUCUAUAUAUUAUGUCCAAUUUAGAAUCGUAACUAGCUGAGUUUUUUAGGUGACCUGGAAUACUGCAAAGAUUAAACUUUAUAUGAUGGCUCUGUCAACAAGGACUGCAAACUUAUUUUUAUUAUUUUGUCAUAUUUUUGUGCUCUAUAGAGAUUUAUAUUCUCUCAUGUAACAAUUUGCUGCUGAAAUAAUCCUACAAUUAUUGAAUUGAUUUACAUAAUACAUUUAAGAUAGGAUUAAUCUGUUGAGUAAUUUAAAAAUGCCUGUAUUUGAUCUCAAGGAAAACAUUACAUAUAGUUUGCCAUAAUUUAUAAACUCCCAAUGCCCAUUACAUGACAGUGAGAGUAAAUUUUUAUUGUUGAAAAUGCUCCUUUUUAAUUUGUUUUAGGUACUUUUGUGUAAGAGUAAAUGUGUUGUGUAUAAUAAAUGUUUUUUUUUAUCAG